GAGUUGUAGUUAGUUUAUGGCCAAGUAUCCUGACAUUGUGACCCUUCCAGAAGGACUGCUGGGAGAUUUUAUCAUUCUCAAGAACCCCAAAAUUUCUGGGUUUGAAUUGGUGAUUGUCUGGAAGAUCCAUCUGGAUAAAGAAGGGACCACGACACCUGUCCUGGAUCUCCUGCCCAAGGCACCAAAGCAAGUCCUGGAGCAGAGGAUGAGUGUGGAGAGCAUCCCUGGCAGGUUCCGGAGCGCGCUUCGGCUCUUCGGGAUUGAGGCAGCCAUCGAGAACCUGAUCAAAGUGGUGGGCUCAGAAAAAUGAAUGCCAGCAUUACUUACACACCAGGCAGCAAUUUCAAAAGUAGUUUUAAUUAAGAUAUUGUGUUACACAGUCUAUAAUUUUAUUGAAUAUAAACAUUAAGUUAUUUUCCAUUUAGAAACCAUACUCAUAAAACAUGCUAUCUGUACAAUUAUGGCACGUUAUAUAUAAAUUGUCAUGACAUGAAAAUAAAUACAGCCAUUUAAAUACAAAAAUGCCAAAUAAAAUAGUUACAUGUACAGAGUGAUUUCAUUAUAAAUUUAUCUUUCUGAAUCAUCAA
Messenger RNA from Cyanistes caeruleus (blue tit), 587 nucleotides. The record is from RefSeq and is a predicted model, not a curated record. Lineage: Eukaryota; Metazoa; Chordata; Aves; Passeriformes; Paridae.